This is a messenger RNA of Miniopterus natalensis, 447 nucleotides long. It is a transcript of the gene OOEP, whose product is annotated as oocyte expressed protein. Gene Ontology annotation, cellular component: protein-containing complex. NCBI's taxonomy places the organism in Eukaryota, Metazoa, Chordata, Mammalia, Chiroptera, Miniopteridae. The record is from RefSeq and is a predicted model, not a curated record. Gene Ontology annotation, biological process: embryonic pattern specification; establishment or maintenance of apical/basal cell polarity. Gene Ontology annotation, molecular function: RNA binding.
AUGGUGGACCAGCCAGGUGCUGCGGCCCCGGGGGGCCCCUGGACGCCCGCCCCGCCCCUGGACGCGCUGCUGAGGACGCCGCUCCCACUGCCGCGGCUUCGCACCCGGCCCUGGUGGUUUCCUGUGCAGGAGCUGAGAGACCCCUUGGUGUUUUACCUGGAGGCCUGGCUGGCUGACUUGGUCUUUGGCCCAGACAGAGGCGUAAUUCCAGAACUAGAGUGGAUGAACCAGGUCCUGCUGAGGGUGGACACAGUCAGCACCGAGAACGUCGUCGAAGUCACUAUCUUCGGACAGCCCCGUGUACAAAACAGGGUAAAAAACGUGCUCCUGAGCCUGGCAUCAAGGCACCGGGAACAUCGUGCCCGAGAGGAGAAGAUGAAACAACUUGAGGAGUUCUUGAAGGCCCGUGCAUCAGGUCCCCAGACUCCCCAGCCUCCUGUUGCGUAA